Sardina pilchardus (European sardine) is the source of this 2238-nucleotide messenger RNA. RefSeq names its product src kinase associated phosphoprotein 1 (gene skap1). The record is from RefSeq and is a predicted model, not a curated record. Bases 808 to 2019 code for a protein of 403 amino acids. Lineage: Eukaryota; Metazoa; Chordata; Actinopteri; Clupeiformes; Clupeidae. The transcript has 12 exons. Gene Ontology annotation, molecular function: protein binding. Gene Ontology annotation, cellular component: plasma membrane; cytoplasm.
UUUGUCUCCAACAUUCUGCAGGAUGAAAACCUCAGCAAACAUGCCAGCGAGACUCGACAGAUUCUCCUGAAGAACUUCCGUGUAGUCCACACCAGAAAUCCACAGGAGUUUCCUUUCAGAUAGAGCUAUGUGUGUGUGUGUGUGUGUGUGUGUGUGUCUCUCUCUCUCUCUCUCUCUCUCUCUCUCUCUCUCUCAGCUCCUCUGGCAGCCUCACAGUGACUGCAUCUCUCAUUUCUCACGAUGCUGGUCAAGUUUGUUUGUCAGGUCGAGCGUUAUUCAUCUCCCCUUAUCAGUCUCCCCAGAUAAGACAUGACUAAUGGAGAAGACAUGACUCUAUCUUUAACUGACAUCAAGACUGUGUCACUGAUUUAGAAAACUGCUGCGUUCCAUGGGCCAUAGGCUAUGCUAUAUUUAUGUGACAACUGCCAAUGAAUUCUCCGCUGAAACAAAUGGGUCUACGUUUCCUGCAGAGCACGGGUGGAACGGAUCUGUCUCUGCUGGAAGUUUAACCCAGGUCGAAUGGCAUUUCGCCUCCUCUAUGCGUGCUAUGUAAUCCACUCCUGUUGUGUCUUCUGCAUGUAUGUGUGUGUGUGUGUGUGUGUUCUUUAUGCACGUGUGUGUAGGCUAUAUUUGUGUGUGUGUACUUUUUUGUGAGCACACACACACACACACACACACACACACUCACACAUUCAUGUGGAUGUACAGUGUGAGUGUGUGUGUGUGUGAGAGAGAGAUACGUACUGUACAUGCGUGUGUGUGUGUGUGUGUGUGUGUGUGUGUGUGUGUAUACGUACAUGCAAGUGUAUGCGUGUGUGUGUGUGUGUGUGUGUGUGUGUGUGUAUAUAUACGUACAGGCAAGUGUAUUUGUUUGUGAGCAUUUGCGUGUGCAUAUGCUUGUAUUUGUGUCUGUCUGUGCAUGUAUGCAUGUGUGUGUGUGUGUGUGUGUAUGUGUGCAGUGCAUGUGUGUCUUGUGUGUGCGUGCUGUGCUGUGCUGUGCUGACUCCUUUGUUAUGUCCCACAGCGGAGUCCAGACAUGAGGAUAGCUCCGAUGACAAUCACAGCUCCAGCCUGGGGCGCUCCGCUCCCUCCGACGACCUCUCCGUGGCCUCCGACUACCAGGAGGAGGGAGGCUUGGAGUAUUUUAGGGAGAUAGCUACGGUUGGAGCCCAGGAGCUGACUAAUAUUCUAAAGCAGGGCUACCUGGAGAAGAAGAGGAGAGAUCACAGUUUUCUUCGAAUGGAGUGGCAGAAAAGAUGGUGUGUCCUCAACAACACCAUCUUCUACUAUUUUGGCAGUGAGAAAGAUAAGCAGCAGAAAGGCUCCUUCUACAUCAACGGCUACAGGGCAGAGCUGGUGCCCAACCUGCGCAAGGACUCCAAAAAGAACGCCUGCUUUGAGAUGACCGCCCCGGGGAGGCGCUCCUACCAGUUCACCGCCAGCAGCACUCGCGAGGCCAGAGAGUGGGUGGACCAGAUCAACUUUGUGCUCAAAGACCUCACCUCCACCUUCAUCCCCUUCGACGACGACGAGGAAGAGGAGGAGGAAGAAGAGGAGGAGACUUAUGAUGACAUCGAGAGAGUGGCCACCCCUCCUCCUCGCCCCAUGCCCGUCGCCACCCCCACCGCGUCCCACGGCCCUGUGCCCCCGCCCGCGCCCACCUCCCACCGGACGCCCGAGGCCUGGAGGACCCGGCAGGUGGCCCAGGAGGAGGACAUGCUGGAGGAAGAGGAAGAGGACGAAGAGGAUAUUUACGAAGUGCUGCCAGAGGAUGACCUGUCAGACAAUGCAGAGGAUACUGAUAACAGACCAAAAUCAGCUUGGUCUGAGUAUGCAAACUACUACCAAGGAUUAUGGGACUGUGAGGCAGACAAGCCAGAUGAGCUGGCCUUCCAGAGAGGAGACCUCAUCUACAUCCUUAGCAAGGAGUACAACAUCCAUGGCUGGUGGGUAGGAGAACUGGGAGGCAACAUCGGCAUUGUCCCGAAAGAAUACCUUCAUCCGGCUUACAUCAUCUAAGCCCAUGGAUUGCCCACAUGAGGACCUCCACAUUACAACACUCGACAAGAACUAGACUGAGAAUAUUUUCAAAGCUUUAAACAGUUAAACAGUUAUUUUGUAUCAUCCGCAUGCAUACUAUGAAAUUAUAUAGACCUCCCAAGUCUUUGUUUUCCCUAUUUUUGAAUAUUUUGUGUCUGGUAUUAUAAAGAAAAUGUAAUAAAUGCAACAUGAAUGUUU